CCCAAUACCUCGGUUCACAUCAUCGACAGUACAUCCUCGCACUUUCUUCUUCUUGUCAUCUCUCUUCUCCUUUUGCAUCUCUCCACAUCUCCUCAGCUCUCAUCCCCCCGUGCCCCCAUUUGCACUCCGACCGCCCCACGCUCCUUUCACCGCCCUCGCAGCGCGCGGGCCCUCCUUCACUCCACCAACAUGAUUAUACCCCCAGAGACAAUGGAUGUCCCCGCAGAGCAAGACUACCGCUUCAAGCGCGGCACAAAGCUUGCCGACUUUGCACCCGUGCAACCCGACGCGACGGUCCCGCCGCUCUCGUCGUUUGACGGCCCCUUCCAGCUUGCAGAGUACCUCAGCCUCAAAGUGCGCGCCGACCCGCACGACAUCCGGGGGCUCGUCGAUGUGCCCUCGGACAACGCCAAGGCGGCCGACAAGCAUGUGUGGAUCUACGAGCAUCUGAGGCGGAUACCGAUCGACGCGACUCCACUCAUCACACAGCUCCUUCAGCUGUGCUCGCGUGACACUUGCCCCGAGAUGAAGGCCGCCGAGUGGCAGUACCUCUGUGUCGCCCAUGGCGGCGACAGCACCGACACAUGCUGCGCCAUCGACUAUAUUCUCCACACCGUGGACUCCACCACCGCGCUCCUGAAUUCCUCAAACUACUUCCCCUCCAGGCUACAGAUCCCACACGCGUCCCUCGCACACUUUCCGUCCCUCUUCCGCCGGUUGUCGCGCAUCUUCUCUCACGCGUAUUUUCAUCACGGCGAGGCCUUCGCGACAGCUGAGGCUGAGACGAGCCUUUACGCGCGCUUCGUCGCGCUUUGCGAGAAGUAUGAGCUCGUAUCAUCCACGCUCCUCAUCAUUCCUCAGAGCGGAUACGAAGUGACUGUCAUGGACGAUGACGGGUGGGGCGACGACGACGAGGACAAGGCCGAGGACGAGGAAGAGGAAGGCGAGAAGGUUGACGAGGAGCAGGCCAAAGAAGAGGACAAGGACAACGACCACGAGGAGAAGCCAACCGAGGAGCCCACAUCGCCUCGCCCGGAAGACAAGACCGAUGAGGAGAGGCGAACCGACGCUUCGUCUCCGCCCGCUGACUCGGCCUUGAGACCUAGUCUUGGGAGGUACGCGAGCCCAGGCAAGUGGGCGACUUCCCCUGUUCAGCCCGCUACCAAGGGCAAGCCAGCGCCGGCACACACGUCUGAGUCACUCAGUCCACCAAGCACCCGUGCGACGCUAGACAACUUUGAGGACGAGAAACCACUGCCCAAGGCUAGCACAAACAAGCGCGGCACACUAAGCCGCGGCAAGGCGCCUCGCGCGGCCAACGUCUGGGCUGCGGAGAAGGAGGCCGAGGGGGAGGAGGUGCCUCCUCUCCCGACGUCACCUGGCAUCGGUAUGGCGCGCAAGGAAAGUGUCGAGAGCGUCGUCUACGUCGGCAAGGACGGGGAGGACGAAGACGUGCAUUCCGAGACGACCUCUGACGCCAUCACAGACGCGGCAGUGACAAGCUCGCCCGCGUCCGCUCCGUCUGUCCUCGAGCCGGCGGCGCCUGAAGAGGCUGCAUCGCCAGCGCCAAGCGAGACUCUAGCCGUGGAGGAGACCGAGCAGUCGACGUCGCCGAAGACGCCGGCGCUCUCCAUCCCGACACCCCCGCCGACGAGCACGCUGGGCACGUCGCCGCGCUCCGAGCUGCAGGCGCGCCCAGACAAUGGGCGGGAGCAGCUCGCCGUGUCGCCGCGCGGCACAACGGGCCGGCGGGGACAACGUAAGAACCGCGUGCCCCGCUCCCCGGGCAAGAAGGGGCAGGGGCAGGGACAAACGCAAGGACAGGGACAGCAGCGCGACGAGCAAUAACGAUACGACCGGAGCACGUGUACAGUAGGCCGUGUACGACAUGCAUGACUUGGACACG
This is a messenger RNA of Cutaneotrichosporon oleaginosum, 1906 nucleotides long. RefSeq lists its product as uncharacterized. The record is from RefSeq and is a predicted model, not a curated record. NCBI's taxonomy places the organism in Eukaryota, Fungi, Basidiomycota, Tremellomycetes, Trichosporonales, Trichosporonaceae. Gene Ontology annotation, cellular component: cytoplasm.